GGGCGUGACGGAAGGGGUGACGCUGCUGCUGCUGGCCAUCCAGACGGGCCUCCUGGGCCUGCAGCUCCUCCAGAGAACCUACCUGCUCACCAUCAUCCUCUUCAUCGUGGCCACCUCCACGUUGCAGUCCAUGAGCGACAUCGCCGAGCCCUUUCUCUUGGCGCUGGGGGCGUCCCAGAGCAGGAAUUUCUGGAAACACGUCCGUGGGGUGAGCCUCUGCCUGUUUCUCUUGGGGGCUCCCGUCUUCAUGGCCUACAAGAUCGCCCACUUCUUCCAGCUGGACUUCUGGCUACUGAUCCUCAUCUCCAGCUGCCUGUUGACCUCCCUGCAG
Molecule: messenger RNA, 331 nt
Organism: Protobothrops mucrosquamatus (brown spotted pit viper)
Lineage: Eukaryota; Metazoa; Chordata; Lepidosauria; Squamata; Viperidae
Product: RING finger protein 145-like
Exons: 2
Source: RefSeq, a predicted model, not a curated record